GCCAGUAACCGAAACAUAUACCCCUUGGCUAGUUUGGAUAUGCUGAGCAGAAUCAGAUGGUGCAGAGAGAUCAUACUGGCUAACGAUUGGCUGAACCAUGGUCAGGUGAUUGGGACUUGGCACAGCAGUACUCUAGGUCAGGCUCUGAUGUAGCUUGUGGCCUAGCAGGCCGGGAAAUACUGAAGCCCGUAUGUCUUGUAAGUGACAGCGGACACAGCUAGUUUUUGAUGGAGCGAAUCUGCAUGCGGCAGGAGGGAAUAAAUGAUAAUGUUAUCGAGGUAAUGCGUCACUGUGAUAUGGACCCUUUCCAGUGAUUACUGAUCUGGUUUCUGCCUAUUUAACAAAGGCUCAUUAUCACACAUAUAUAUAGGAGACAGAAGAGAACAACGCUCCUGCUCCUAGUCAUCUCCACCACGCAGAAUGAAGACUUUCAUCCUGCUCGCUGCCCUUCUUGGCGUGUCCUUGGCCACUGAUAAUAUCGAAAUCAACAAUCAGGGUAAUGAUGGUGGCAGUGUUCAUCAGACAGUGAACAUUGAUAACCAUGAUAACAUCGCCAAUGUCAACCAGUACAAUGGCUGGCACUCCUGGAAUUCCAUCUGGGACUACAACAGAGGAUUAUUUGCUGCCAGGCUGAUGUCCAAGAGAGCAUGUGUGGUUAGCAGGAUGAACAGAAAUGUGGUACCUAGUUUGGCAGAACUGAGCAAAGUCAGCCAGGAGAAACAGGACCCCAAUGCUCCUCCUCCACAAUCUCUGAUGUACACAGUCUCACAGACCAGAGUCAAGAAUGUCGCACAGUUUGGAACCCACAUUGAAGCUCUUUGUAAGGGAGUCCCAACUUUCUAUGCCCAGGAGAUGCAAGGUGCUGGUCUGUUUGUGAACCUGCAAGGCUGUACUGACCUCGGCAUUCUGAGAUUCUUGGGCAUCUCUCUGUGUGGAAGUAUUGGAUGCUAGACCUCUCACCCUCAUUGCUUAUAAUCUAAGUACACUUGCCUGGCUGCUGUAAUUGUGCCCCUCUUCUCUUUAUUCUAUGUAUCCACUGGCUGGACUUCUCAUGUGUAAUUUUAAUAUAUAAAACAAGAUAACAUGUUUAUUAAAGAGCUACC
Pseudophryne corroboree (corroboree frog) is the source of this 1103-nucleotide messenger RNA. Its product is annotated as gastrokine-1-like. The record is from RefSeq and is a predicted model, not a curated record. Lineage: Eukaryota; Metazoa; Chordata; Amphibia; Anura; Myobatrachidae. Gene Ontology annotation, biological process: regulation of cell population proliferation. The coding region runs from base 421 to 951 and encodes 176 amino acids. The transcript has 7 exons.